Messenger RNA from Dalotia coriaria, 2601 nucleotides. It is a transcript of the gene dbo, whose product is annotated as Kelch-like protein diablo. Bases 361 to 2106 code for a protein of 581 amino acids. NCBI's taxonomy places the organism in Eukaryota, Metazoa, Arthropoda, Insecta, Coleoptera, Staphylinidae. Gene Ontology annotation, molecular function: protein binding. The record is from RefSeq and is a predicted model, not a curated record. The transcript has 5 exons.
UGUCAAACCUCAAACAGACGUCAUAGUUUAGCAAUUCUUGCGUACAAUUCGCAUCUAGUUUAUUGCAAAAAGCAUUAUUCAAUGAAAUCACAACUGUAAACUACCAUUCCAGCGGUUAGUUCGCAAAUUUCACGCGUCUACCACAACAUUGUUGAUAAUAUUUGCGCGUGAAUUUGUGUAUUGAACACAAAAUGUAAGACAACUAAGCAUUCCACCUGAAACUAGCGCAAAGCAACUCCCCGCGAGACAUUUCAUACUCACAUACUGCAAAAAUCAGUAAAGAUUGACAACGUGUGGGGUUGGGCUUCGCCGCCCCUAAGGCUGCAAUUCACCAGCGGGCUGCGGGUGCCGGCGUGCAGGAUGGGCGCUGAGGUGGGCGAGCGGCCGCCGUCGCCGGCGCGCCUCUCGCACACAUCAGACAAACAUCCGAAGAACACGCUCACUGAACUCAACCUACUGCGAAGACACAGAGAGCUUUGUGAUGUGGUUCUCAAUGUUGGAAGUCGGAAAAUAUUCGCGCAUAGGGUCAUUCUCUCUGCGUGCAGUCCUUAUUUCAGGGCAAUGUUCACUGGAGAAUUAGCAGAAUCUCGUCAAACCGAAGUAACCAUCCGAGAUAUCGAUGAAUUGGCAAUGGAUCUCCUCAUCGACUUCUGUUAUACUUCACACAUCGUCGUUGAAGAAUCCAACGUGCAAACACUAUUACCAGCCGCAUGUUUACUCCAACUUACUGAGAUACAAGACAUUUGCUGCGAGUUCCUCAAGCGCCAACUGGACCCGUCCAAUUGUCUCGGCAUACGCGCAUUUGCCGAUACGCACUCAUGUCGUGAAUUGCUGCGCAUCGCCGAUAAAUUCACCCAACACAACUUCCAAGAGGUAAUGGAAAGCGAGGAAUUUCUACUUCUGCCUGUCUCACAAUUGGUUGAUAUAAUCUCCAGCGAUGAAUUAAAUGUGCGCACUGAGGAACAAGUCUUCAAUGCGGUGAUGUCUUGGGUGAAGUAUAAUGUCUCUGAUCGCCGUCAACAUCUUCCACAAGUCUUACAACACGUACGGCUACCUUUAUUGAGUCCUAAAUUUCUGGUCGGUACAGUUGGGUCGGAUUUAUUGGUGCGUUCAGAUGAGAGUUGUAGGGAUUUAGUUGAUGAGGCGAAGAAUUAUUUAUUAUUGCCGCAAGAGAGGCCGUUGAUGCAAGGACCGAGGACACGACCGCGGAAACCUACAAGAAGAGGAGAGGUUUUAUUCGCUGUUGGGGGUUGGUGUAGUGGCGAUGCGAUUGCUUCGGUGGAAAAAUUUGAUCCGCAGACAAUGGAAUGGAAAAUGGUGGCGCCGAUGAGUAAACGACGUUGUGGUGUAGGUGUCGCUGUCUUAAACGACUUGUUAUAUGCUGUAGGCGGGCAUGAUGGACAAAGUUAUCUGAAUAGCAUCGAAAGAUAUGAUCCACAAACUGAUCAAUGGUCCUGUGAUGUAGCACCAACCACUUCAUGUCGAACUUCAGUUGGCGUUGCAGUGUUAGACAACUUGUUAUACGCCGUCGGCGGACAAGAUGGCGUCCAGUGUUUGAAUCACGUCGAGCGUUACGACCCCAAAGAAAAUAAAUGGAGUAAAGUUGCGCCGAUGACGACGCGUCGUCUUGGUGUAGCGGUUGCUGUCCUCGGUGGAUAUUUAUACGCCAUUGGUGGUUCCGAUGGACAAGCGCCGUUGAAUACAGUGGAGCGCUUUGAUCCGCGGUGCAAUAAAUGGUCGCCAGUGGCACCUAUGUCAACACGGCGCAAACAUCUCGGUUGCGCUGUUUUUAAUAAUUUAAUUUACGCUGUCGGCGGGCGGGAUGAUUGUAUGGAGCUCAGCAGUGCGGAGAGGUUUAACCCGCAUACGAAUACUUGGAGUCCGAUUGUGGCUAUGACUUCACGCAGAAGUGGUGUUGGUUUGGCAGUAGUGAAUGGUCAAUUGUUUGCCGUGGGUGGUUUCGACGGCACCGCAUACCUGAAAACGAUAGAAGUGUACGACACGGAGCAGAAUCAGUGGCGAUUAUGCGGCGCAAUGAACUACCGUCGAUUGGGCGGCGGUGUUGGCGUGAUGCGUGCACCGCAGACAGAAAAUCGCAUUUGGUAGCUAAACGUGCCCGCGCUGCCGCCGCCAGUCGUACCUCCAGCGCCCGGCGGCGGCGGCGGCGCCGCUGGCAAUCGGCAUAUAAGCAUUAAGUUGAUUCAACGUUCGAUACUCAGCGUCGACGACAUCGCUUGAAACGUGCGCGGACGUACGCUACAGCUUUAUUUAGUUUUUAUUCAACACUAAUUGUAAGUGAAGCACUCUUUGUAAGUGUACAUAUUAUUUUGGCUCGGAGAUGCAUUUAACUCACAACUUGGAAGGAUCUGUGUAAAAAAAAAUUAGGAAAUAAUUCAAUAUUUAUCUCACACGGCGGUAUGUAGAGCGAGCGCAAACAAUUCACACGAAACAAAAAAAGAAAACACAAAAACCUGUUGACCUGUUGAUAAAUUUUAACUAAAAUCGUGUACGAUGUGAUUAUUGGUUGGGUGUUACUAGGAUAAACAAUACACUAAGCUUAGAUUUUAUUGAUUAUCAAUAAAUCAUGUGAUGAUAAACAAA